Archocentrus centrarchus (flier cichlid) is the source of this 1638-nucleotide messenger RNA. RefSeq lists its product as uncharacterized. The transcript is spliced from 7 exons. The record is from RefSeq and is a predicted model, not a curated record. NCBI's taxonomy places the organism in Eukaryota, Metazoa, Chordata, Actinopteri, Cichliformes, Cichlidae. Bases 241 to 1638 code for a protein of 465 amino acids.
UCAAAUUAGUUAACUGUACUUUUCUACACAAAUAUAGAGUGUAAUGAACUUGUUAAGCAGAGAUUACUAAAGAUAUUAUGUUUUUGAAGUGAAGGGGCGGGGCAUAUUCAAACUCAGUCCUGCUGCAACAUGCACCGUGGCAAGUUCAACGACUCCUGACUGGUCCGUGUGAAGAUGCAGUGGAAGUGCAAAUACUGAUUCUUUGAGAGCUUUGGAGUGGACAAGUUCUGCAGGUUCUGCAUGGCAACGAGGAGUGAGAUCCAAGACAAGGAGAUGGCAGCACACCAGAAGAUGACCUUGAGAGUAAUUUUCACAGAGACAGAUAUAAGAAAGGUUGUUCUGAAUACAAGACCUACUACAGUGGAGGAUUUGAUAGGCAAGCUUAAAGAAUCACUGGGACUUAAUUUCAACUUCAGUCUCCAGUACCAAGAUCCUGAAUUCAAUUAUGAAGUGUGCAAUCUGACAGAUAUCGAAGAUCUUCCUGAAAAACCAACAGUCAAGGUCAUCCCUCUACUUGAGUUGGUAUCUGUCUCAACAUCUGAAGAAAUUUUGAGUGGCACACCCAGUGUAGCAGAUACAGAGAUCCUCUCUACAUCCUCGCAGGAGCGACAGAAACAGUGGCCAGAUUGUUUUGAUAUCCCAGAUUUUUCUGUUGAUGUAGCAUAUAGACUUAGGCAAGCAGAUCUUCAGUUUCUUCGUGAUGGUACGCACCUGAAAGUAACAAAAGAGCUGAAACAUGAGAUUCUUGAAAGAUUGGCAGAGAGCAUGUAUAGUUACACAGCAUACCCAAAUAAUGCUCAGUUCGAAAGUGUUGCACAAGCCCUCAUAAGCAAGCACCCCUCUCUCCAGGAGCGAGGCUCAACCAGUCGCUGUAGCGGCUGGAAAAAUAGUCUAAAAUUUAAAAUGGCUAAUUACAGAACAAAGCGCAGAAGAUCAGGGUGCCUUGAUGUAGCAGUAAAUGCAGGGAAACGAGGAGGGCAUUCAACUGAAGGAGAACCAGCCAACAAGAACAUCAAGAAGGCAAAGAAAGGCGAGAUCAACUUCUUACCCAACUUUCCAGACGGAUUUAAUCAGGUAGCCCUUGAGGGUGCCCGCAAAGACUUGGUUAAUGAAAUGCAGAAGAGAACACCAAAUGGACAGCUUGUAAAAGAGAAGAUGGAUCUGACGUUUGCAUUGAGAAGAAAAGAGGUGGUGGAGUCAGAACCUGCCGUAUGUGAGAUGGUGGAACGUUGGCCUGCUCUUUUCACAGAAGAUCAGGUAUGCAUGGAGUUCAACAGGAUUGUUGGCAAGAAUCUCAAACAGGAAUUCUAUGAGAGCAUUGAUCGGCACAGUCCUCGUCUUAUCGAGAUUUUUCGAUCCAAGAGAGGGAACAUUGGCCAAAUGUUGACACAGCUUUCCCAACAAACAAAGACUGCAGAGCCAACUGAUAUUCGAACACUGGUGCUCAGAGGACUUCCUGUUAUCCUUGGUGACAACCCCACAGACUUCUACAAACCAGCCUUUGACUCAGAUGAUGAUGACUCUUUCCGCAACAUUGACAUUGGGAUCCUCCUUGUUGAACCUGAAGGUGCUGUGCCCUCAUCCUCCCUGCAUCUCAGUCCAGCCUCACUAAAAUUGUCAUUGAGGGAGAAGUGGUGA